AUUUGUCUAAUUUGUCUGUCUGUCUAGCGAUUUUCUUUCGAAGUGGAACAUGUAUUAAAAUCAAAGAAAUUGUUUGGUACGUGAAGGUAUUGAAAGAAGGAUGUUGAAUUGAUCUCUGGAUUGUUCAAAUAUAGAAGAGCGAAAACUUCUGGUGUUUACAAAAAUGGGUGAAGCCAACUUUCGUGCGAAGGACAUUGGUUUCCGAGCCCAAAAGAAACUUCUCAGCCGCAUGGCUAACAAGAGUAUUGCCAAAGUAUUUAUUGAUGAUACAACUGGAAAUUUGCUUGACAACUUAUAUCGUUUGGGACGAGCCCACUCUGGAAAUAAGAAAGAAGCAGAAAAAGUAGUAAAAAAUAUUAUUAAAAUUGUGAUCAAGAUUGGCAUUCUGUAUCGAAAUGAUCAGUUUAAUCAGGAUGAACUGUGCACUGCAGAAAAAUUCAAACAAAAGUUUCAUUCGACUGCUAUGGCGAUUGUCAGUUUCUAUGAAGUGGAGUUCUCUUAUGAUCGAAACUUCCUUUUGCAAGCCCUUAAUGAAUGUCGAGCUCUCAUUAAAAACCUUGUCAUGAGACAUUUGACUGAUAAAUCAAUAGGUAGGAUAGAUCACGUGUUUAAUUUUUUUGCCAACCCAUCUUUCCUGGAUGCUGUUUUCAGUCGUGAUAGCAGUCAUAAAGAACUUUUAGGUCGUAUCAUUGCUGACAUGCACAAAUUGAUGGAAGAUGGCUCCCUGUGAAAAUAAGAUAUUUCAUUUUUGU
Molecule: messenger RNA, 752 nt
Organism: Stegodyphus dumicola
Lineage: Eukaryota; Metazoa; Arthropoda; Arachnida; Araneae; Eresidae
Gene: sigmar
Product: Tumor necrosis factor alpha-induced protein 8-like protein sigmar
Biological process (GO): regulation of apoptotic process
Cellular component (GO): cytoplasm
Source: RefSeq, a predicted model, not a curated record